This is a messenger RNA of Leptidea sinapis, 2203 nucleotides long. RefSeq names its product heat shock protein 68-like. The record is from RefSeq and is a predicted model, not a curated record. Gene Ontology annotation, biological process: cellular response to unfolded protein; protein refolding. Gene Ontology annotation, molecular function: misfolded protein binding; ATP hydrolysis activity; ATP binding. The transcript is spliced from 7 exons. Lineage: Eukaryota; Metazoa; Arthropoda; Insecta; Lepidoptera; Pieridae. Gene Ontology annotation, cellular component: cytoplasm. The coding region runs from base 200 to 2095 and encodes 631 amino acids.
GACAUAAAGCAAUAUAUUCAUUUUUAACGUAAAAUAUCAAAAAAUCUCAAGGAUAAUGAUAACCAUUAUGGCAAAAAUUCAAAUUAAAUCUUAUUAAAACUUCAGGAAUUUGAAUUACCUGUUAAUUAAAUCCACAAGUCUUCCGAGAAUUUUGAUAAAAAUGAAUAUUUUAUGAGCCUUAGGAAAGUCUUGGCAAACAAUGAGUGGAAUAGCCGUGGGAAUAGAUUUAGGUACCACAUACUCCUGUGUGGGAGUAUUCCAGCAUGGCAAAGUGGAGAUCAUUGCCAAUGACCAAGGAAACCGGACCACUCCAUCCUAUGUCGCUUUUACUGACACCGAGAGACUCAUCGGCGACGCUGCUAAGAACCAGGUUGCAAUGAAUCCAAAAAAUACUGUUUAUGAUGCAAAAAGACUAAUCGGCCGUAAAUUUACUGACCCGACUGUUCAACAAGACAUAAAAACUUGGCCGUUUGAAGUUGUAUCAGAGGACGGUAAACCUAGAAUUAUUGUACAAUAUAAAGGAGAGAAAAAACGAUUCUCACCUGAAGAGAUUUCCUCAAUGGUCCUAUCAAAGAUGAAAGAAACAGCGGAGACGUAUCUUGGUGGUCAUGUGAAAGACGCUGUUAUAACAGUGCCAGCUUAUUUUAAUGAUUCGCAGCGACAAGCAACCAAAGAUGCAGGAUUGAUUACCGGUAUUAAUGUGCUUCGAAUAAUAAACGAACCCACUGCAGCAGCGUUGGCGUACGGUUUGGACAAGAACUUAAAAGGGGAGAAAAACGUACUUAUAUUCGACCUUGGCGGUGGAACUUUUGACGUAUCAAUACUACAAAUAUCUGAAGGGUCCCUGUUUGAAGUAAGAUCUACAUCUGGAGAUACACAUUUGGGUGGAGAAGAUUUUGACAACAGAAUGGUGGAACACUUCAGUCAAGAGUUUGAACGAAAAUACAAGAAAAAUAUAAAAGACAAUGCAAAAUCCGUAAGGCGCCUAAAAACAGCGAGUGAGAGAGCUAAAAGGACUCUUUCUUCAAGCACAGAAGCCAGCUUAGAAGUCGAUGCAUUGUAUGGUGGCAUUGAUUUUUAUUCAAAAAUAUCGAGAGCCCGUUUUGAAGAACUUUGUUCUGAUUUGUUCCGUCACACGUUGGCACCAGUGGAGAAUGCCCUGAAAGAUGCAAAACUGAACACAAGAGAAAUACAUGAUGUUGUAAUGGUUGGUGGUUCGACAAGAAUACCAAAAAUUCAAAGGCUUUUACAAGACUUCUUUAGUGGUAAAACCCUAAAUCUUUCAAUAAAUCCGGACGAAGCAGUCGCCUAUGGCGCCGCAGUGCAGGCAGCCAUAUUAACCGGAUCAAAAGAUGAGCGCAUACAAGAUGUCUUGCUGGUAGAUAUUACACCGUUAUCUCUGGGCAUUGAGACGGCUGGUGGAGUAAUGACAAAAUUGGUUGAACGGAACACAAGAAUACCUAUAGCGCAGAAAAAGAUUUUCUCUACUUAUGCCGAUAGUCAGCCGGCAGUCACUAUUCAAGUAUACGAAGGUGAACGGGUAAUGACGAAGGAUAAUAAUUUGUUGGGGACCUUUAAUUUAACAGGAAUUCCGCCGGCACCAAGAGGAAUACCACAAAUUGAGGUGACCUUUGACAUUGACGCCAACGGCAUUUUGAAUGUAAGCGCCGAAGACAAAAGCACUGGUCGCUCGGAACGAAUAACAAUAUCAAACGAUAAAGGCCGCCUUAACAAAGCAGAGAUUGAGAAGAUGCUUCACGAUGCGGAGAGAUUCAAAGCUGAGGACGAAUCUAUUAGACAACGCGUCGAGUUGAGAAACCAGCUCGAGAGCUAUUUGUUCGGAUGUAAAGGUGCUGCAGAAACUGCUGGUAACCGUCUAACAGACAGCGAGAAAAAUGAAGUGAUCACCGAAUGUACCAACCAGCUGCGGUGGCUGGAGAGCAACCCUGACGCCUCGGCUGCAGAGCUUGAACAGCACUUAAAAAGUGCCCAGGUGGUCUGUCAGUCAGCUAUGAUGAAGCUACACGGUGCCUUGGGACCUUCUGGUUGCGCUAGAGCUGGCACAGCCGGCCCAAGAGUUGAAGAAAUUGAUUAAAUAGACAUAGAAAUCCUUAAAUAUUUAUAAAAAUUUUAAGGUUAGGUUGGAUACUUUUUUUCUUAGUGAAAUAUCAAAGAACUCUCACUAAAAUAAAUAUCAAUAAAA